AUGAGUAGUGAAUUGAAUCAAAUUAAACAGCAAGUAGCUGAUUUGCAAAGAUUGGUUAAAAAGCAAAGUCUAAUCAUUUCAAAGACCGGUCAAAAUGUACUCGAGAUGCAAGUCUCGAAACAGAGAUCAGAUGUAAAUGCAAUCGGAUCUAAGUCUUCUGAAUCUAAACACGGGAUUCCUCAAUUAGAAGCUAAUGACGUAGUAACUAACGAGGAUUUAGUUCAACUUGUGGGAGAACUACAAGGCCAAUUGGAUACUAUCGAGGAAAGAAACGUUAGAAGAUUAGUCAAUUGCGUCAAGUCUCAACCAGAUGACAUCUUAGCUCCAUUGCCCAACGCAGAUGGUGAGAUUCCAAAAGGUGGAUCUGAAGGUGUUUUCCCAACGACUCUAAAUGAUUUUGAAAAGAUCGAUGACGUGGCUUUGUUUAAAUUAGCUAAAUUCUAUGAACUAUUGCCACCAAGUCUAAAAGAACAAGAGAAAUUCGAAGAUUUUAUGGAAGGUAAAGUGGAAGAGUUUCAUAUUAGUGAAAUGCCAGACGAAGAAGUGCAAAAGGAACUGAAAAAUUACUCAUCGGGUCAAUUGGAAGAUACUUUCAACGAAUUGGCCAGAUAUUUGGGUUUAAGGGCAAGAAGAGGAACUGCCACUUGGUAA
Zygosaccharomyces rouxii is the source of this 651-nucleotide messenger RNA. It is a transcript of the gene MRP8, whose product is annotated as Mrp8p. The record is from RefSeq and is a predicted model, not a curated record. The coding region runs from base 1 to 651 and encodes 216 amino acids. The transcript has a single exon. Lineage: Eukaryota; Fungi; Ascomycota; Saccharomycetes; Saccharomycetales; Saccharomycetaceae.